UUAACCAAGAGCACAUAUUGUGUGUAAGAACUGCCAUUCACAAAUAUCUGAAUGUUUUACUCAUUGUACUUCAAAAUGGUGGAAAUGAACAUGAACAUAUAGAGAACAUGCACAAAAAAUAAACAGCAUAGUUAUGCUGUACUGUACUCCUGAGCAACACUUCAAAAAAUGUGUAAAACUCAAAUAAUCAAAUAAAUUUCAACGGCAUGUGAUCCAACAUAUUUGGAGGACUUGAACUUCUCUAAAUCCACAAUUUAUCAAAACAAAUUAACAACAAACAGUGCAGAUUUCUGAGCUCAUAAAUCCACCAUCUUUUAUUAAUGCUAAUGAGUUGCACAGUUUCUGUCAGCGGCACUGCAUAGAUUCAACCUGAGAGCUUUAUGCAGAAAUGUUUCCACUGAGGUUCACGUCAAUGAAGGCAUUUAAAUGUUUAUCUGUUUCAGUACUUUAGGAAAGUCUGGGUUCGCUUUGCAAUGUUCAAUAAAUCCCAAGUUGAUUUUUUUCUUUUUUUCCAAAGAGUACCACUUCACUGCAUUGUAAAUGUCAACUCCCUUGGUGGUGGUUUUCAGUGACAGUAAUGUCAAAACCUCAGUCCACAGACUCAUCCCACUCAACUGAAUACAAGGAGCACCUGUUCAUGUCCAAAUCCAGCUGUCUCUCCACAUCUGCUGACAGUGCUUAUACCCUCUGUGCUAAAGUGUUGAAGGAAAUUGCAGCAAAUAAAAGGCAAGGUUUUAUUGCUUUUGAAUCCCAAAUGGAGACAAAGCAAAAAAAACAAACAAACCAGGAGUAAAGCAAGUGAAUGAGACAAGGGGAAACCAAGAUAAAUACUAGAAGUGAUGAAAGAGGAAAUAUUUGGGGAAUUCAGCUGUAACUAAUACUACAAAAUUAGACAAGGGAAGUGAAAGUAAAUACAAUGAACAAGAGACAAAGACUACCAAACAAACCCCAACUAGAAUUAACUAAAUGCAGCAACAAAUACUCUAAGGCAAGGCGCAUAAAUGAAUUAUUGUUAGAUGGAGUUUGUUUAGAUCUUAAACUAGAAGAUAACGUGAAACAGCAAUCCCCAUUUUUUAAUUUAAAGUAGAUCCAUCUGAAAACAAAAGUCAGUAACUGAGUAAAGCCAAUGUCUCAGCAAAAUAUGUGGCUUCAAGUCUGCGAACAGAAAUUAAAGUUUUAUUUUUCUAUUUUAUUUGUGAAUCCAGUUAUUUCAUAUGAUUGUAUAAAAUAAUGCAAUAACCAAUCUUUUUACAAGAGCUUUGUAAAUAUCAACACUUCACUGAGUUCUUUUGAUUCCUCAGAGGCAUCCGAUGGAAGACAAAACACUGCUCAGUAGACCAUUUAACUUUAAUUUAACACUUUAUUACUUCUAGAAGGGAGAUGCGUCCUGCAUUACACGUUGCCGCGGAUCUCAAAAUGGUGAUGUGCCCCUGACAGUUUUAUUACAGAAGCUCUCUCAUUCUAGUCUAAACAACUGUGUCUCAGUAACUUUCCACUAGAAAUGGUGCUCUCUUAUCUACAUUUUCCCAGGCAAGUAUGAGCGAGAGUCUGCAGCUUUCUACUCCCCAAGGACACAUGGUCUCAUGCCAUUAUUUUUCAGGGCUGUGUCCAGUUAAUACUCCACUAUAUAACUUUAUAACACUUACUAAUAAAAAAAGCAUAGCAUUAUUGAGGCACUGCAAAUUAUUUAAUCCCAACAGUUCCUCCUUUGAUCUGAUCAGAUCAGAUCAACACUACUAAAGUCAUCAAGCAUCAUCAUGUUGUUUUCAGAUCUCCAACAGCUCUGUUAACCAACCUUACCAAUAAUCCUCAGAUAGAAGGCACACCACCACAAAUUACCCAACUAGCUGUAAAAACGAAUAAGGAAACCCUAAUGGUACUAAUACACCCCUUCCAUUGCCCAAGGACAGACGUCAUCCAAUGGAUUAUCAAUUCCAAAUAUUCAUGCAUUUAUUAAUUUUCUUAAAUGAUGUUCUGAGUCUUCCCUGGGCUCUAGUUACAGAACCAUCUGGGGUUGUGUUGUUGGGAAUGAAAGUGCAGCACAUCUCUCCAGACAUUACACACACCCCAUUUUUACCCACUAGGUGUCAGUUCUCUAUACUUCUUUUCCCUCUUUGGCCCUCUGUCCCCCUUUAACGGGUGGACCAUAUAUGGGAUGAUUGCUGUGCUUGGGCAACUGUCAUAACAUAAAAAUCACAAAUCACAGACCAUUACUAAAGCUAAUUCUCAGAUCUCCCAUUACUUUCAGCUACCUUCUGGGACGGGCGAUUCUCUGCACUCUUUUCCUCUUCUUUCUUCAACGUUAGGGGUUAGACUACCCUUCGGUUCAUUGCAUAGAUCAGGGGAUUUAUUUUGCCCCUUGGCCGGGAUCCAUGUUUCUUUUGGGGUCACAGCAGUGUCCCCCUUUCUUGGUCAGACCCUCCUUGGUCUCCCUCUGGAUUUCCGCCAACCACUUCGUGGUUAUUGCUGUGGUUCUGGGAUCCUCUCGAGGUGACUAGCAGGAGCCCAAACGGCAUGACCCUUGACCCCAAUUGCUGUCUUGGCAGUCUUGGUGUCUGCUGCGAAGGAUAUCUUCGUGACCUCAUCUGGUGUCUGCUCCUAACUCUGUAAAAGACGGAAAAACCAAACACUUCUCUGCCUAGCCUAGAUAAUCUAAUGUUAUUAUCCACUGUUCUUCUAGUGAUUCAAAAUUGGUUUAGAAUAUCAUAUCCGGGACCCUCUGACCUGGAAAAUUAGUCUAAUUAUUAUCUGUGUGUAAGCGUGUUUGCAGUUACCCCUCUGCAAUUUAAGUCAUUUCCUACAAUAUAUCAGUCCGGACAGUCACGCCGAACGAAGCUUAUGACCGUCAGAAGACUGAGUGCCAAAUCUCAUGAGCACAUUUGCAAUGUGUAUGAAAAUGAUUAUAAUCAUGUAUUGUAGUAAAAGAAAUCAAAAAGAAAUCAAACAUUUUCAAUCCUAACAUUUUCCCUCCUUUCACAAAAAGCAUGUGUUUCAUUCCCCUCCAGUGUGAUACUAAGCUUCUCAUGAACACAGGCAUUUUAUCUUCUAAACGCGAUUCAGUUUAUUUAAUCAUUAACAGUUUAUAUUGAUUUACAUUUUUUCGCUUAGAAAAAAAAUACUUGAACAAAUGGAUCAAAAUUAAACACCACCACAGCAGCGUGUCUUAUAAAACAGACAGUGCUGUCAAUACUGUAGCUCCUCCCAUGAAAACCUUACCUGCUUUUCCUUUCAUCAGUCAUCCUAUGACUGUUGUAUUUUGGAUUAAACAACUCCUGUGACACAGAGCAGAAGUAAUUCCUCACCAACUGUAUCAGUCAAAUUAAAAAAACAAACAGACUGGGUUUUUUCAUGGAAGCAACACAAUGGAUUGGAUAAUUUGUGUUACACUAUUUUCAUCUGUGUUAAAUGCUGCACUUUGUUUCAAUAUCGAUCCCGUGGCUUGGAAGACCCUGAGUAACUCUGCUGCUGGUUUUGGCUACCAGGUGGUGCAAAGACAAUCAGAUGUGCUCGUCAGUGCUCCAGUAGAACACUAUUCACAAAAUCGAAGGGGGAAAAUUUAUAGCUGCACCACCUCUGCCCUAAACUGCCAAAAUAUCCCGUUUGAAGCACCAGAUUUUGCAGUCAACAUGUCGCUUGGUCUGACAAUGAAAAGUGAUCCCACAACACAAAACACUGUGGUGUGUGGUCCAACCAUCCCAAAGGACUGCAAAAGUAUCACCAUGUACAACGGUGUGUGCUUCCACAUGGACCGUUCUAAUAUAUUUGGACUACCCAUACCUUCUUCUCUUCAAGCAUGCCCGCCGCAAGUAGACAUUGCUUUUCUGUUGGAUGGUUCGGGCAGCAUAUCUACUACAGACUUUCAAACAAUGAAGACAUUUGUGAAAACGCUAAUUCAGUCAUUUCUCUCAAAUGAUGCACAGUUUUCUGUUUCCCAGUUCUCCACGUUCCCUCUAAUUCAUUUUUAUUUUAAGAAAUUUACCUCAUCUGGACCAUGGAUUGACAUAGAUGGAAUUAGUCAGCUGGGGGGAGCUACUUACACAGCUAAGGCCAUCAGACAUGUUGUGAACAAUGUUUUCACACCAGAAAGAGGUUCCAGACCAAAUGUAAAGAAGGUCUUGAUAGUAAUUACUGAUGGACAAUCCCAUGAUCGUUAUGAUCUGGGAGGUGCAGCACAGCUGGCAGAGAGUAAAAACAUUAUUCGAUUUGCUAUUGGGGUGGGGAGUGCAUUUACUAACAGUGCAGCAAAACAAGAACUGGACACCAUUGCAUCUUCUCCCUCAGUCAAAUACGUGUUUCAAGUGCAGAACUUCAACGCACUUGAAUUAAUAAGACAGAGUCUGCAGGACAAAAUCUUCUCCAUUGAAGGAUCUCAAAGCAGUGGAGAGUCACUGAAAAUGGAAAUGUCUCAAGAGGGAUUCAGUGCAGUUUAUGUGCCUGAGGGAAUUCAGACGUCUAUUGUUGGUGCAAACCAGUGGAAGGGAGGCUACGUGCAAUACACAACAGGAGGCCAGAAGCUGAAAACAUAUGAGGAUGUGUCUUUGGAGCCUGACAGUUAUCUUGGUUACUCCAUGGCAACUGCUAAAACCCGAAGUGGCUCACUAACAAUUGUUGGUGCUCCAAGAUACAAACACAGAGGAGUUGUGGUCGCUGUUAACAGACAAAGCUUUGAAAACCAAAAGAUCGAGCCCUUUUCAUCACAGUAUCAGACUGGUGCAUAUUUUGGGGCAGAGGUGUGUACCAUGGACAUAAAUAAUGAUGACAUUACUGAUCUGAUCUUCAUAUCAGCCCCAAUGUACAUGGAGCCUGAUAGAGAGGGAAGAGUUUAUGUUUGCAGACUAACUGGUUUGUUUGUGGAGUGUAAUUUUGAUGAUCCGUUAGUACUAAGAGGACAUUUAGCUGUCAAAGGAAGGUUCGGCUCUUCUCUUGCUGUGCUGCCUGAUCUAAAUUCAGAUGGAUUCAGGGAUUUGGCAGUUGGAGCACCUUUGGAGAAUAAUGGUGAAGGCAGCAUCUACAUAUUCCACAGUGAAGGAGGACGAAUCAGUCCUACUUACUCACAGAGAAUUACUGGCUCUGAGGUCCAGUCAGGACUGAAGUUCUUUGGAGUGACAAUCAGUCAGUCGUCUUUUGAUCAGAGUGGUGAUAAACUACCUGACUUAGCGGUGGGUUCAAAGGGCACGGUUGUCUUACUGAGAUCAAGACCUAUUGUAAUGGUUGAAGUCGAGGUGUCAUUCAGCCCAAACCAAAUCCCUACUCAGAAUGUAAGCUGCUCAAAACCACUGCAGAACACAGCUACAGUCUGCUUUACCAUGAGCAGAGUGUCUACAGUUGAUCGAGCUCAAGCUAGAAUUAAUUAUACUUUUACACUUGAUGCCACUCGCAAACCUCCAAACAACCGAGCUUACAUCAGUGGGAAACAACGAGAGGAGUCUCGAUCGGUCAUUGUUGACUUAAGUACACCAAACUGUUCAACUGUAAACUUCUUUAUUGAGGCCUGCCCAGACGAUGCUCUCAAUCAACUUUCCAAUGAGCUCAAAUUCACAUUUGACGGUUUUCCUUCCAACACAAAUCUCAGACCAAGCCUUGCUCAGCAGGCUCAAACAACAAUAAUUUAUCCUUUAGGGUUUGAGAUCAACUGCGGCACUGACAACAAAUGUGUUGAUGACCUAAAACUGGACUUCAACUUCACCAGAUCCUCAGAGGUUAAAGUGGGCAUUGAUGAGCUUUUGAAUGUCACAGUCACAGUGGAGAACAGAGGAGAAAACUCCUACAACAGUCGCGUUAUUCUCACGUACCCAGCUGGACUCUCCUACAGGAAGUUCACCAUUCAGCAGGGAAGAAUUGAGUGCAAAUCCUUGGACAGUGAAGAUGGUUUAUCCCGAGGAAGGACAGACUGUACUAUUGACAAGCCAAUUUUCAAGAGCAAAACUGAGGCUUUCUUCAUUGUCUCCUAUGGGAUUGACACCAACAGUCGACUUGCGAGAAAGAUCUUUGUCACUGCAAAUGCCACCAGUGGAAAUCAAGAGAACACUACUACGAGUGAAAUCUACGAAAUGAAAGAGAUUGCUGUGAAAUACAGCAUUUCCAUGACAUUUGAAAACACCCUCAGCUACAGCAAUUUUACUUUUGGGAUAAAUAAUUUGCAGAAACCGGUUCGACAAUCAGUCACGGUAACAAAUUAUAUCAGAGCGCUUAAUUUCACUGUGGUGAUCAAGGUUCCAGUGAAGCUUGAUGAAAAAGAGAUUUGGGUGAAUUUGAGCAGCCUACAGAUUGCAGACUGUCAGAGAGGAAAUGAUGAAACACCAAAUGUCACAGAUUCUGUUCCAAAGAUACAAAAGAAUAAAGUGGUGGACUGCUCUGUAGCCAUGUGCAGAGUGUUCAAGUGCAACACCUUCAUGGGAAGACUGCAGAGUAGGACAUACGAAAUCUCUGCCAACCUCAGUUCAGGAUGGAUAGAGCAGAUUGGACUUCAAUCUGCUAAAUUCCUCUUAACCAGUACAGCCACUGUGGAGUAUGACAAAGAACAAUACAUCUACUUUUCAACAGGGUCUUACAACAAUCCUCCUGUUCGCAAGAUUGUAGCAGAGGUAGAAGUUUACCCUAAGCCAGAUUUCACUAAAGCGAUCAUUGGAGGAUGCCUGGGAGGGUUGGCUAUUCUGGCUUUACUCACUGCUGGCCUGUAUAAGGCUGGGUUUUUCAAGAGCAAAUACAAACAGAUGAUGAACGACAGUACAGAAGAUGGUCCAGGGAAUGAUGCAAGUGCACUCACAGCAGAAUAAGAAAAUCAUAUUUGUAGUUGUACAUUUACUCUAUAUGAAAAAUUUAAGGCCCAGUGUGUGUAGCAAUGUCCAUACUACCACAUUUGGUUGAGUCAACAAAAGAUAGCUUGCUGUGUUUGAAAUCACUCCUUUGCUUGCUCAUUUACUAUUAUCUAAUAUAGAGGCUCCUAGCUGUGUCCUUCCACUACCUUCAGAAGCAGAAAACUGCUGAAAUUAAAUCAUCCGAGCAGAAAAAUACAACUGUCAAUCAAUGCCUUAAACUUUAGAAACCCGAGGACAAAGGAGACACAAAGUCUGCAUUCUCAAAUGAAUUAGAUGAGAUUAAAUUUAGUCUGUGAAAGUCCUGUGAUGGAUUAUGGUUGGAAGUGUCUUUUCAGGGUGACUUUUUCUUUGGUGAAGAAUUUUACUCUCUAAUCUGAUCAACAAUAAAAGAUGUGUUGUCAGCUUU
Molecule: messenger RNA, 7224 nt
Organism: Haplochromis burtoni (Burton's mouthbrooder)
Lineage: Eukaryota; Metazoa; Chordata; Actinopteri; Cichliformes; Cichlidae
Product: integrin alpha-M
Exons: 30
Coding region: 3363-6776 (1137 amino acids)
Biological process (GO): cell-cell adhesion; cell adhesion mediated by integrin; cell-matrix adhesion
Cellular component (GO): external side of plasma membrane; integrin complex
Molecular function (GO): integrin binding
Source: RefSeq, a predicted model, not a curated record